Cherax quadricarinatus is the source of this 907-nucleotide messenger RNA. The record is from RefSeq and is a predicted model, not a curated record. Lineage: Eukaryota; Metazoa; Arthropoda; Malacostraca; Decapoda; Parastacidae.
AUGCGGUGGUGGUGCUGGAUGCUAGCAGUGAUGCUGGUGUUGGUGAGCGUGAAAGAGAUGGACUCCGCCAACAUUCUCUUCCUAGCACCUUUUGGCACCAUAAGCCACAAGAACUUCUUCAUGAGCAUCGCCGAGGCCUUGGCGGAAAGGAAUCAUACGGUGACCUUCGUAACUGGCCACAAGACAUCAAAUUCGAGAACAAGAAUCCGGGAAGUAUUUGUGCCGAACACAGACAUUUUUUCAAAAUUUCCCAACAACUUUACAACGAAACAAUUCAGCUCAUUCAUGCAGGUGAUUUUCAUGUCUCCUGAAUAUUGUGGCAAAGCUCUUCGUUCCCAAGAAAUUACAAGAAGUUCAAGAGGAGAAGUUUGACUUAGUGAUGCUGAGCGUUGCCAUGUCUGAAUGUUUUUAUUCCUUAAUCAACAAGUUACAGGUUCCCUAUGUUCACGUGUCUCCAAACAUGCUGCAUGAAUCCAUGAGUGACCUGGCAGGCAACCCAAAGUUCCCUUCCAUAGAGGGCAAUUACUUACUGGACCUAGGCUACCCUCUUACCUUCAUUGGUAGAAUAAUCAGCACACUCAGUCAGUUGAUGUAUAAUGUCAUCAAUAUGCAUUACGUAAUUCCCAAGAUGGCAGUCGAGAGUGAAGUGGACGCCGCCACGCUCAGGGAGGUUCGACUUAACGGCAGUCUCAUUAUUGUCAAUAGGUACAGUGAACUUCUGGUGUUUUAAAGUCUAUGAAACUUAACGUAAUGCCUGUGACAUACAUAUGAUUGGUUUUAAGGUUUUUCUGAGUGACAUUUUGAAAGAUGAUGAGAGUUACAAAAAACGAGAUAUCUUGUAAGCAUAGAGAUCUCCAGUGAAUACUAGAAAGGACUGCCCUUCUAGCAUCCAGCCUGUUACUGGGUU